Anoplophora glabripennis (Asian longhorned beetle) is the source of this 3356-nucleotide messenger RNA. It is a transcript of the gene su(r), whose product is annotated as dihydropyrimidine dehydrogenase [NADP(+)]. Gene Ontology annotation, cellular component: cytosol; cytoplasm. The record is from RefSeq and is a predicted model, not a curated record. NCBI's taxonomy places the organism in Eukaryota, Metazoa, Arthropoda, Insecta, Coleoptera, Cerambycidae. The transcript is spliced from 17 exons. Gene Ontology annotation, molecular function: uracil binding; NADP binding; iron-sulfur cluster binding. Gene Ontology annotation, biological process: 'de novo' pyrimidine nucleobase biosynthetic process; uracil catabolic process; thymine catabolic process. Bases 106 to 3231 code for a protein of 1041 amino acids.
GCUUAAAUUCAGAUAAGAUUAUAGUCGUUCAGCGAUGUGUCAGUAGAAAGUUUAUUUUAAAAUCAGUUAUAAUUUUUAGUGUGGUCAAAGCCAGUGAGUUUUACCAUGGCGAAAGUUAGUGUCGAUUUACCCGACAUUGAGAACAUUUUAUCACUAAAUCCUCGCGUUCACACCCAUUCCAGCUUGGUACCUACGAGCCAAACCAAGAAGAAUAAAACCCACUGGAAAAGAAACGCUGACAAAAAAUGCCAGGAGUGUCCUACUUUGGAAAACGAUUUCUCGGACAUCAAGCCUACAACUUUAAGUGAAAGAGCAGCUUUGAGGGAGGCAGCGAGGUGCUUAAAAUGUGCAGACGCACCCUGUCAAAAGUCCUGUCCCACUCAACUGGACAUAAAGUCUUUUAUAACGAGUAUUUCCAACAAGAAUUACUAUGGCGCAGCAAAAGCCAUUUUUUCCGACAACCCUUUAGGAAUCACCUGCGGCAUGGUGUGUCCCACUAGUGACCUUUGCGUGGGUGGUUGUAACUUACAAGCUUCGGAAGAGGGAGGGAUAAACAUUGGGGGACUACAACAGUUUGCUACAGAGGUGUUCAGCAAAAUGGGCGUGAAACAGGUACGAGAUCCAAGAACACCACAGCCCAAAAAUCCUAAUUCAAAAAUAGUACUCUUCGGAGCCGGACCAGCGUCACUUUCCUGCGCAACUUUCCUAGGACGGUUGGGGUACGAUAACAUUACUAUUUAUGAAAAACAAGACGUCCUGGGAGGACUUAGCACCACGGAAAUACCUCAGUACCGACUUCCCAUUUCUAUGGUAAAUUUCGAAAUCGGCCUUGUAAAAGACCUAGGAGUGAAAAUAGAAACAGGACGAUCACUUUCAAUGAAAGACCUAACUAUCAAAAGUCUGCUGAACGAUUCAAAGGCGAUAUUCAUUGGUAUUGGCUUGCCACAACCGAAAAUUAAUCCUAUCUUUAAAGAUUUGACGCCCGAAAUGGGAUUCUACACGUCUAAGAGCUUUUUGCCUAAGGUUUCGAAGGCUAGUAAGAGCCCUGCCGAUGGAGGAUGUCUUUGUAAGACCAGCGCCGCGUUACUUCCUAGGCUGUAUGGAAAUGUGAUUGUUUUGGGAGCUGGCGAUACAGCUUUCGACUGUGCCACAUCGGCAUUACGAUGUGGUGCUAGGAAGGUCUUCGUUGUGUUUAGAAGAGGUUUUAGCAACAUAAGAGCGGUACCAGAAGAGGUUUCAUUGGCUAUUGAGGAAAAAUGCGAACUAAUGGGAUUCUUAUCUCCCCACGCUGUAAAUGUUCGGGAUGGUAAAAUAGUCUCAGUGACCUUCAGCAGAACAGAACAAACUGAAGAUGGCAAAUGGGUUCAAGACGUCGAACAGCUCAGCACCUUGAAAGCUAACUUUCUUAUAUCGGCCUUUGGAAGUGGUUUGGAAGAUCCUGAUAUGAUUGAAGCUCUGAAGCCGCUUGAACUAAAUGGAUGGAAUUUGCCGGUGGUUGAUCCGGACACAAUGCAGUCAUCGCAUCCAUCUGUGUGGUGUGGUGGUGAUGUAGCAGGUACAGCGGAAACAACGGUAGAAUCGGUCAAUGAUGGCAAAACAGCCGCGUGGUAUAUUCAUUGUGCUUUGGAGGGUUUGCCUAGGAACACCAAGCCAAAACUGCCCUUAUUUUACACCGAAAUCGACGAGGUUGACAUUUCGGUUGAAAUUUGCGGGGUGAAAUUCGAAAAUCCGUUCGGUUUAGCCUCGGCCCCUCCCGUCACUAGCACGGCGAUGAUACGGAGGAGCUUUGAGCAGGGCUGGGGCUUCGUUGUCACAAAAACUUUCUGCCUGGACAAGGAUAAAGUUACCAACGUUUCUCCGAGGAUAGUUCGAGGGACGACCUCUGGAUACCACUACGGGCCUCAGCAAGGAUCUUUCUUGAACAUUGAACUGAUUUCAGAGAAAUACAUGGAUUAUUGGCUGCAAGGUAUUAAGGAGCUGAAAGAAGAUUUUCCGACAAAGGUCAUCAUUGCCAGUAUUAUGUGUGCGUACAUCGAGGAAGACUGGCGAGAACUGUCCAAAAAAGCUGAAGAUAGCGGAGCUGAUAUGCUGGAAUUAAACUUGAGUUGCCCCCAUGGAAUGGGGGAAUCCGGAAUGGGCCUUGCAUGUGGCCAAAAACCAAAUCUCGUGCGGGAUAUAUCCAAAUGGGUUCGACAAUCAGUAAAGAUACCGUUUUUCAUUAAACUGACCCCAAAUAUAACUGACAUAACGGUUAUCGCUAAGGCGGCUUAUGAAGGUGGAGCUUCUGGGGGUACUGCUAUUAACACGGUGUCUGGAUUGAUGCACGUCAAGCCAGACGCGACAGCUUGGCCUGCCGUUGGAAUUGACAAAAGAACUACUUACGGAGGAGUCAGCGGAAAUGCCACGAGACCAGUUGGGUUAAGGGCAGUUUCUUCUAUCGCACAACUACUACCGGACUUUGCAAUUCUAGGCGCCGGUGGAGUUGAAUCGGCUGAAACGGCCUUCGAAUACCUGCAGUGUGGAGCUGCAGCUGUUCAAGUCUGCAGUGCCGUACAGAAUCAAGAUUUUACACUUAUAAAUGACUAUUGUACAGGCCUUAAAGCGCUGCUAUAUCUAGAUGGAAGAUUGGCUGGUUGGGAAGGUCAAAGUCCACCGACUUUCAAGAAUCAAAAGGGCAAGCCCGUUAUUCCGUUGUAUGACGAGAAUGGCAUUAAACUUCCACUUUUCGGACCCUACCAGAAGAAAAGAGAAGUGCAGCUGAGCAAGUUGUACAAAGCAUGCAGAGUGAAAGAAGAGUUGAUUCCCCAUCACGAUGGCGCCCAAAUUAAUUUCAGUAACGGCGUUGCUGCCCCGUCACAAAAUUGUGGAGGUGCAUCCAAAAAAAUUCCCAAAGUGCAGGAUAUUAUCGGCAGGGCCCUUUCAAGGAUCGGCGCUUAUAAGGAGCUUGAUAAUACCAAGCAAGUGGUUGCUUUAAUCGAUGAUGAUAUGUGUAUUAACUGUGGUAAAUGCUACAUGACAUGUAACGAUUCCGGGUACCAAGCCAUACAUUUCGAUCCAGAAACUCACAUUCCUAAGGUUAACGACGACUGUACGGGAUGUACGUUGUGUCUUUCAGUUUGUCCAGUGAUCGACUGUAUAACGAUGGUACCAAAAACCAUUCCGCAUGUUAUCAAGAGGGGAAAAGGUGUCCUACAUGGUGUCCACGCACUUAAUAACGUAGUUAAAGUUUAAUAGAAAGAUUUUAAUGCAUUUAAAUGAAAUAGUCCUUUUAAAUAAAUUUUUAAUAAACUGUUUUAUGUAACGAUAUAUUCAACUGAUGUAAAAUUAAAAAAUAAAUAAAUUUCAAUGUAAAAAUA